Messenger RNA from Rhineura floridana, 6263 nucleotides. It is a transcript of the gene CFAP74, whose product is annotated as cilia and flagella associated protein 74. The record is from RefSeq and is a predicted model, not a curated record. The transcript has 39 exons. Lineage: Eukaryota; Metazoa; Chordata; Lepidosauria; Squamata; Rhineuridae. The coding region runs from base 197 to 5356 and encodes 1719 amino acids.
AAAGCAGCAACUGCUGAAGGGGCCAGAGACCAUCUACCUGUGUGAGUUUCUGCAAGACCUGCUCCCUGCAUUUCUGGCUGAUUUCCACCUGGCCUGGAAGGGUGGGGCCCUGUCUCUCUCCAGCUACAAAAGCAGCAACUGCUGAAGGGGCCAGAGACCAUCUACCUGUCUAAGUUCCAUCUGAGGGGCAAAGAAGAUGAACCAGCUUGACCAAAUGCAUGAUAUGGAGGCCUGUGGCAUUUCAGAAGAGAACCUCAGCCUUGAGUUGUCUUUUGUGGAUGAGGAGAAUGAAGAAGAAACAGGCGCAGCUGACCAACUCAUGGAAGAGAAAGAAAGCUGGAAAGGACCCGAGCUUGAAGACGAUUUCGAGGUGGGGGAGGAGGAGGUGGCCCACAGAGACAGUAAAGAGGCUUUGGAAGGAGCUGGAGAGGAUUUGGAUUCGGGCAGAAGGGAAAGCUCCGAACGACCAAUGACCCCCAGGAGCAGAAGGACUAUGAACUACGUAGACAGGGUUCGUGUCCUCAACUUGCGGCGGAACCUGAACCAGCUCGACAACCUAGCCAAAGAGAAGGAGGCGGUGAUUCGCAAGACCAGGGAGGAACUGAACGCCUGCCAUGUCCGGAUUGAGGCUCUAACGACCCAACAAAGGGAUGUCAAGAGUGGAAUCGAGAGCGAGAAGGAGUCUGGGAACACUGCCGCCGUCUUCCGCCUACAAGCACUGCAUCGGCGCUUGUGUGCUGAACUGGGAAAUGAAAAGGACCUUGAGUCAAAAAUUACCGAGAUGCUGAACGAAAACGUGCUCGAGAUGUGGAAGAUUGAAAUUGAGCAAGGUAAUUUUUCGGAGCUCCGCAAGCAGAUCAGGAAGGAUGAAGAAGAACUGGACCAGCAACGCCAAGAGCAGGCGGCCGAACGGCUCCAGAAGCAGAAAGGCCGAGCUCAGCAGCUGAGCCGGAGGUGGCUGGCCAUGGAGAGAAAAAUACAGGAAACCAAGGAAGAUUAUGAGCAGCGUCUUUCCAAAGCAUUGGAAGAUGCUCAGAGGAACCACGAAAGAGCAGUCCAGUUUCUGAAGAACAGUCUGGGAAGAGUCCGUGAGAAAGAAGCAAGCGAGGAACAGAAACGCCAGGAAUUCAUGCACAAGAGGAUGGAGACAGUGUUGUCCCUGAAGAGCAGCAUCUCUUCCAAUCGGGAAAAGCUCCGAACCCUCCAGGCCCGGAAAAAAGCUGAUGCUUGUGAUGCUCAAGAGCAGGACCAGAAGAUGAAGGAGGCCAUUCAGGCGCAGGGCCACAAUGUCACCCGGGAGGCUUUUCUCUUUAAACGACAGGGCGAGUUUGAGAGGCGGAAGAAGGAAUUUAUGGAGCAGCAGAAAGCAAGAAAAAUGGAGAUUGUCACUCGGAUUUUGAAAGAAGAAGCUCAGCUGGAGAGAGUGAGAAAGCAGUCGCACCCGCGGAUCCCGAAGAGACAGGAUAAGCUUUCCGAUGCCACCAAAUGGCGCAUGAAAACUUGGCGCUACAUAGAGAGAGCGUGUGAUGAUUCGGUGGCAGUUGUUACGCAGAAAUCUUGGCGCUCUCCUUCCCCUUGCGCCUCGCUUGAUGACAGAAACUUCAUGUUGGAAGCAUCCCGAGAGACGGUCCCAGAAAGCAAAGACCAGGAGGAAAAGGAGGAAGAGGAGAAUGAUGAGGACGAGACUCUAGCUGAGCCAGAGUUUGUGGGGAUUUGGAACCAAGAGUGCAACUUAUCCAAGAUGAUAGACAAUGGAAUAGACUCCAAACCCCUUGGUGCAUCUAAACUGGAAAAGGAGAUUUUUUCUCAAAACUUGGAAAAGCUGCAUAGCAGUAUCAUUCACAAACAUAAGGUCUGCGGACGUGAAUUUAAGGGGUGCCCUUUCUAUAGCAAGCCGAGCCUCAUUCAUUUCAAGGAUUUUGACAUUGGUAAAACCUAUAAAAAGAAGAUGGUUUUGAUCAAUGCUUUCUACAGCAUCAACUACUGCAAGCUGGUCGGAGUCAGCGAACACCUCAAGAAUUUCAUCACAGUCCUCUUUGAUCCUCCUGGUCCCAUGUCUGCCGGAAUGUCUUGUGAAGUCGGGGUGACCUUUAAACCAAUGAUAAAUGAAGAUCUUGAAGGAGAGGUCACAUUUUUAUCUCAGAUUGGUUCCUUCGCAAUCCCACUAAAAUGUUCAACCAAGAAGUGUGUGCUGGCACUAGAUAAAGAGCUCAUUGACUUUGGCACUCAUGUGGUGGGGGAGACAAUUUCACGGACCAUCACCUUGACGAACUGUGGUGCCUUGGGAACGCGCUUCCAGCUUUGCAAAUCAGCUGACGCUCAUCCUGCCCACGCCGCCAUGGUGCCGCACACUCCGACUGAGCCACCUUCCACCAAGACUAUGGUUUGUGUCCCUGUGGUUGAAGCAACCGUCGGCCCCGAGAAGGGAAGCGGCAUUAGUCUGAUGGGCUGCCUUGCCGACAAGGAAACGGUUUCUCUGAAUCGCUCUGAAGAAGUUAUCCAGCACACCGUUCUGCCUGACAGACUGAGGCUAAGCCCAACCUUAAGCAAUAUUGAGCACUUUGGUCGAAUAGCUUCCGGGAUGGAUACUGCUGAAAUAAUUCCGCAAAGCUGUCUGGACGCAACACCUGUGGAACACCCUCUUUCUAUGGAAGAAGUCACUGAGAUUAGGUUGGGCAAGGUCACCGAAGGUGAGAUCGGACCCUUCAGCUCCAUCAAACUUCAGAUUAUUUUCACCCCAGCCAUUCCUGGGGAUGCUCAGGCUGAUUUUGAGAUUACCUUUGACAACCCAGACUGCAAACCAUUGCGCUUUAGCGCCAUUGCUGUUUCUGUGGCCGUGCCUGUAUGGGUGCCGAAUUCAGACGUCGACCUCAAAAUCUGCAUGUACGACAGGCUUUACCAGGACUGCAUCAUCGUUCAGAGCAGAGCAUCAAUUGCCCUGCGCUUGAAGUUUGAUGUUUGCAAGGAACUCGCCAACCACAUGGAGCUGCUUCCAAAGACGGGCUACAUCCAAGCACAUUCAUUGUUUAGCGUGCAGCUGAAGUUUCUGCCAAGGCUCUCUCUCCCGGAAGAUGCAAAGAAGUACUUUGAUGAAAAAACAGGAGUUCUGGAAGUCCCAAUGACAAUAAUUGUUUCAGAUCAGAGCAAGCCAGUUGAAUUUACCGUCCAUGCCAUCGUCACCCCCUCGGAUUUGGAGAUCAGCCCAACCGAGGUGGACUUUGGAUUCUGUUCUAUCUAUGAAGCUGUCCAAACAACAAUCGUGCUAACAAACAAAGGCAUCCUUCCCCAAGAAUUUGGGUUUGUGGGUCUCCCUGAGUUUGUAGAAAUUCAGCCCAAUGAUGGAUUUGGAAUACUGCUCCCUCUUGAAAGCUUGAACCUGGACAUCAUCUUCAAAGCCAAGCAAGCAAAGGAAUACAGUUUUGACCUGACUUGCAAGACGGAAAUCAACAGAAAAUUCAAGCUGUCGUGCAAGGCGGUUGGAGUCUACCCUCCUCUUGAGCUAUUUCAUUCCUUGGUUCAGUUUUCCGCCACCGCUCUCAAUGAUGUGUCGACGGCGCAUCUUUUUGUGAUCAAUUCUCUCGCCAGCCUCAAUCAGUUCACUCGCAGUGUCCCAAGAACUGGCAAGAAGGAAAUGGCCCCCGUGGGGCCAACUUCCUUCCAGUUCCUCGUUCCAGAAGACUCUCCCAUCACCAUCAUGCCGUGUGUCGGAACUGUCUUGCCUGGGAAGAAAUGCUUGCUGGAAGUCUCCUUCCGCCCAGUCCUGGGCGAUCAGCUGAUCAGAAUGGAGGCCAUUCACCUGCUGUGCCAGGCUGCCGAAGCGAAGGCACAAAUGGAGAGGAAGGCCCGGGAGUUGGAACUGCAGAGAAGGAAAGAGGAAGCCAUGAUGGGACGGAAAGAUGGGAAGAAGCAGUCAAGCAUCUCGUUCCUCAGUCAAGCCUCCAAGGACAAGAACUCCCCUCGGCCAUUUGAACCGCCCAGCCCGGAAGACAUAUGCCCGGAUUCCGAAGAGUAUAUCGCCGCUCAUUUAUCUCUGGUCCGAAACUUCGCCAACCGCUUUGACCGAUACGUUAUCCCUUGCCUGGUGGCAAGUGGUGACAUAGAUGAAAAGAGAGGGGCUGAAGAUCUACAGUACAGCCCUCACUAUACCUUGUACCUAGAGCUGCACUGUCCCGCUGUCGCUCCCGCUGUAGUGGUGAUGUCAAAUAACGGGAAAACUCUCUUCACCUUCGGGGAUGUUGCAGUCGGGCACAAAAUUAAGAAAGAAGUCAAGAUACAGAACAUAUCCCAAGAACCUCUGAUUCUAGGGUAUUCCUUCCUGAACCCCUUUGGACCCUUCAUGUUGGCAAAUCCCAUCAGCACACUUGGGGAAGGAGAAUCUCGUGAACUCGUCAUCUCGUUCUGUCCAGAGGAGAGCAAACCGUUCUUUGAAACGCUGGAAAUCCGAAGUGGGAAAGCAACCCUAACACUUACCCUGACGGGGCAGGGAGUUGUCCCCUCCAUCGCUUGUUCAGUGGAAGGAGAUGUGUUCAACAUGGGAUACAUUGUCGCCAAGGAAACAGCCACUUCCACCUUCAAGAUAGAGAACACUUCGACUCUACCCCUGAAAUACUCGAUCUUCCUCGAAUCUCUCUCGCCAAAUAGAGACAGAGAGCACCAGAAACUUCCCCCUUUCCUUGCAUCUCCAGAGAUAACAGACUUAGUUGGUACACAAAACUACAGUGGCUUGAGUGUGUUCAGCGUCUCCCCUGUGGAAGGGACCAUCUGUUUCGGGAAGUGUCAGGAAUUCACCGUCACCUUCAGCCCUGAUCACGAGAGCCUAUUUUAUUCUGACUGCAUCCAGGUGGUGAUCUUCGGCAAGGAAGUCAUCCGUGUGAUCCAGCUGAAAGGGGCAGCGAGGAACCACAUGAUGUUUGUGGAAGGAGGCGACCCACUGGAUGUGCCCAUCGAGUCAUUGGCCAUAACGACAUCUGUGGCUGAAGAAGCGGCCAAAUCAGAAAGCGACAGGGCUACCAACUCCAUUCUUCUGAACCUGGAGUGUGUUCAGUCGGAGACCUUUGUUAUCCCAGCCAUACGGGAGCUGAAAGUCGGAGGGAUACGCACUGCCCAGUUUGCCUCAAAGAAGAAUGUUGAAUACAGCUGGGAGAACAUGCAACUUCUGCAGCUAAAAGGAUUCACUAUCGACCCUGUGAAAGGCACUGUUGAGCGCGGGCAAACCAAAUCCAUCAGUGUUUCUUGGGUGCCCCCUGCUGGAUCAAACCCCAAUCAGCCGGUGACGGGAUCAGCCAUACUGACUGUGAAAGGUGAUGUUAAGGAAGUGUACAGCGUCUACUUCAUGGGCAGGAUUGUGGCCAAGUGAACUGUGACCAAGCUGAGACUCCACCCUCUCUUUGGGAGAGUGAGGUCGUUCCCGUGAAUCUUCCAGAGCAUCCAGAAUUGAAGUCAAAGAUAACAGACACUAAAUGAAAAAAAGAAGAUUAUUUUUCGGGGGGGGGGGGACUCACAAAUGUUUUGUGGAAUCUGAAAUUACACAAUCCGGUUUCCUUAGAGCUGCUUAAAGUGGAGGUCCUCAGCAUCCUUCUUCCAAAACUAACUCUCCUGAAACAAGGAAGAUUACUUAGGAGUAAGUGAGCCUUACACCAAUCUCAGCUUUCAGGUGCAUGGCAGUCUUAAGUCCCUUUAAACUCUACCCUUAGGGCCAAACAACAUGUGAUCUGGUACAGCUGUGACUGAAUCACCUGAUUCCUCUCUUUUUUUAAGCUGCAGAGGAAUCCAAUUUCGAUGGGAGCAGGGGGAAUCUAAAUCUCUCCCCCUUUUGAAGCUGUAAAUGACCCUGACAGUUGGAAUAAUACAGGCAUGUCACAGGUACCAGUAUUAUUAAGGACUAAUUGCACUUCUAGUGAGGCCACAUAGAUCUGGAAAGCAAGAUGGGGAAAGGAUCAAACAUCUCCUGCCCCCAAACAGAUGGUUUGAGGGGGGGAAACAACAUUGUCCCUUGGCAUUAUUCAGGAAUGGCAUUCCCAAGUGAUUUUCUGACACCAGAACAAGAAGGAAUAUUGGGGGGGUGUGUGGCAAAUAAGCCGCUACAAGGUAGCAAUUGACACCCUGCAGGCAAAUGUUUAGAAACCCAAACCUGGCAUAUUCUAAGGAACCCAGCCAGCGCGCUGUGAACUUUAAUUUGAGCCAAUGUUGCAACAGGGUAUAGCAUAAAAUUCUCUGAAUACAGAGAUGCUUUCAAGCGACCCGCAUUGUAUCCAGCUGAGUCC